Molecule: messenger RNA, 2226 nt
Organism: Colletotrichum navitas
Lineage: Eukaryota; Fungi; Ascomycota; Sordariomycetes; Glomerellales; Glomerellaceae
Product: kinase domain-containing protein
Exons: 3
Coding region: 183-2060 (625 amino acids)
Biological process (GO): peptidyl-serine phosphorylation; peptidyl-threonine phosphorylation
Molecular function (GO): ATP binding; protein serine/threonine kinase activity
Source: RefSeq, a predicted model, not a curated record
AAGAGCGGAUAGCGGCAGACAGUUAAUCAGGCCUUGCUCACAAGUCAUCCUACACCGCUUCCUGUGUCCUAAUUUUCUGUUGAGGCCUUGUCUCAAUAGACGCCAGCUGAUAGAUCCCGCUAUGUUAUAACCCCUUGGUCAAGUCCCGAGUUCCCCGUUUGCUCCAGCAAAUCUUGGAGGUCAUGGCCUUGGCCCCCUUGGUACACAACGACGAUUGCACGAUGGACACGAUGAAAUCUAAAACUCGCUCUAACAGCGAUGAAAUCAAGGACGAAAUGGCAGUCGCCCUCGACAUCAUGGUUAAAUCCAGCAGCACUAUGGACGAGUCUCAGAUUGACGAAGACUCUGAUAGCCAUAGCAAAAGGCACCUAUCAUCUCAGCACGACACCCUGCGGGUUCCUAAUAGCGCCCGUAAUACACUACCAUUGCCAUGGAAUGUAGACUUCCGAGGAGGGCCAGAAAUCGUCAGCAACAGUUCGUUAAGCGUUAGUGACAAGAAACGCGAACCUUCCGAAUCAGAUGCAGUCUUGUCUGUCUACGACAUGGGCCUCGACAACCCCCAGCAACAUGACCUUAGCCAAAGCGAAGCAACCGAUCCCGUGUUCUGCAAAGCCUACCCGAAAACCCGUUCUUUUCUCUCGGCCGAUGAUACAUGUAUUGAGGAUAUCAUUCGAGAUAAGAUGGAAAGACACCUUUGCUGGAGCAAGAUGGAUCAAAAGGAGUACCUCCCAAGAGACGCAUUUGAGGAGAUAUUUACCAUUACGACUGUGAAAUAUCUCAUCAGGGCCAUCUAUCCCAAUGCCACAGACGAAAAGAUUAACCAGAUCAUAGGGGACACGGACAAAAGUCGCCGAAUGAUAAUUGCUACCCUGGUCUUCAUGAAGCAGACCAGUCACAUCGAUGACUUUGUCCGGGAAGGCAUCUUUGACCACCACAUGCCAUUGCGUCACACGAGAGAGAGCAUGAGAGAGUUCCAAACCCGAGCUGGAACCGAUGAAGCUGAAGAAAUAAACACGACGCUAUUCCAGAAGUGGGAGCGCGUCCACAUCGAUCUGUUCUACAUUUACCAGAAAAUGAUUGUCGUGCCGAUCUUCGACAUGGACGAUGGCAAAAUCCGCUUUCACGUCUUGGACCAAGACGUUCGACUCCCGUGGGAAGAAUUCAAAUAUAAAGCAAGUGGCGCGCAUGGGAUAGUCCACCAACUUCAGAUUCAUCCGAGCCAUUAUAAAUUUGGAAGCAACAGUAAACUGGAGCAUCCUCAGUGUUUUGCAGUCAAAGAGAUCCAUGCCGCUGACCACAAAUCCUACCGCCAUGAACUGCGAGCGCUCGUACAGUCGUGCACCAGAGUGCAACAAGAAAAACACCUGAUCAAGCUUAUGUUCACGUUCCAGCACGGAGAAAAGCUGUAUCUUGUCUUUGAGUGGGCGGACGGCAACUUACAGGAGUUCUGGGCCAAGAAGAAGGUUGAGUCAGCAGCAGCAUCAGCAAGAUGGAUGCUGCAGCAGUGUCGGGGCAUCGCAAACGCCGUCAAACGCAUUCACGGUCUAGCAACAUGGCAGAAGGAAGAAAGGAGGUCAGUAGCUUCCGGCACCGAGGAAGAGGAGAAACUUGUCAAGGAUUGGGGACGGCACGGCGAUAUCAAGCCGAGCAACAUCUUGUGGUUUUCUACGUACGGGGAAGACCGUGACCAUCUUGUUGUUGCCGACCUGGGGCUCACCCGGUACCAUUCUCGCUUGACAAGGUCGCGCGUCUUGAGGGUUGACGGUUUUACUGGGACCUAUCGUGCUCCAGAGAUAGACCUCGGCGAUCUCAUCUCCUCCAAGUACGAUAUAUGGUCUCUGGGGUGUGUUUUCCUUGAGUUCUGCGUCUGGUACCUGCUUGGCCCAGAGGCUAUUGCAGCUUUUGAAAGAGAUCGCAGGCCCAGUCGCGCGAAGGAGGCCAGAGAGCCAGGAGAGUCCGACAAUAGCUAUUUCAUGAUGGAUAUGUCUACUGGGAGGAAGAAAGCUGUGCUCCACCCGGCGAUUUCCAAAACUAAAGCUAGAAAAGCUAGCACCACAUGACACGUCUUUCGCCCGCCAGAUGCUGAGACUGGUUACCACCCAGAUGCUCGUUAUUGAUCCGAAAGGAAGGUCUUCAAUCGACAUGAUAUCCUGCGAGCUAUCAAGUAUUGUCCCUUCGUUACCGGAUAUCACUGGGGUAGAGCCUCAAUCUUCGGGGACUAUAGAC